AUGUUCAACCAAACUACUGUGAUCGAGUUCCUUCUCCAGGGAUUCUCUGAUGUUCGGGAGCUGCAGAUUUUGCACUUUGUGGUGUUUCUGCUGAUUUACCUGGCAGCCCUGAUGGGAAAUCUUCUCAUCACCAUGGUUGUAGCCCUGAACCACCACCUUCACACCCCCAUGUACUUCUUCCUGGUGAACCUAUCCAUUAUAGACCUUGGCUCCAUCUCUGUCACCAUCCCCAAGUCCAUGGCCAAUUCCCUCAUGAACACCAGGGUGAUUUCUUAUCCUGGAUGUGUCACCCAAGUCUUUCUCUUUUUCCUCUUCACUGCAGCUGAUUUUGCUUUACUCACGAUCAUGGCAUAUGACAGAUACGUUGCCAUAUGCCAACCACUGCACUACGAGAGCGUAAUGAACAGGGGAGCUUGUGUCCAUAUGGCAGCCAGUGCCUGGAUUACUGGUAUUGUCUACGCUUCACUGCACACCGGGAACACCUUCAGGUUACCCUUCUGCCAGCCCAAUGUCAUCAAUCAGUUCUUCUGUGAAAUCCCCCAGCUACUCAAGCUCACCUGCUCUGACUCGUACCUCAGUGAAGUUGGGCUUCUUGCCUUUAGUAUGUUUUUAAGUUUAAACUGCUUUGUUUUUAUAAUUGUGUCUUAUGUUCAGAUCUUCAAAACUGUGCUGAAAAUCCCAUCUGAGCAGGGUCGGCGUAAAGCCUUCUCCACCUGCCUUCCUCACCUCAUUGUAGUGUGUUUGUUCCUUUGCACUGGCUCCUUUGAGUACAUGAAACCCUCCUCCAGCUCAGCAUCAGGGCUGGAUCUCAUGGUGGCUGUUCUCUCUUCUGUGGUACCUCCACUGAUGAAUCCAAUCAUCUACAGCAUGAGGAACAAGGAGAUCAAAGCUGCAUUAAAGAAAUUGAUUGUGUGGAGGUUAUUCACCAACAAAAAAAAUGUCCGUCAUUGA
Gopherus evgoodei (Goodes thornscrub tortoise) is the source of this 951-nucleotide messenger RNA. RefSeq names its product olfactory receptor 14A16-like. Lineage: Eukaryota; Metazoa; Chordata; Testudines; Testudinidae. The record is from RefSeq and is a predicted model, not a curated record. The coding region runs from base 1 to 951 and encodes 316 amino acids. Gene Ontology annotation, biological process: G protein-coupled receptor signaling pathway. Gene Ontology annotation, molecular function: olfactory receptor activity; G protein-coupled receptor activity; odorant binding. Gene Ontology annotation, cellular component: membrane. The transcript has a single exon.